AUGAAUGUUAUGCAAAGAAGAUUCACAGAGUCGGACAUACUUGAGGCUAAAAAUAUGGAUUCAGAUUUACUUUUACAUUGUGAAUUAUCAAAACCAUAUAUCACACAUGAGGAUGUUCGAAUUUACCCUGGAACUUUAGUGAUGGCGAAUGCUUUUGAUAUGAAACAAUUCGACGAAACUUUUGUUGUUAAAAAUUAUGGCAAAUACACGGCCAAUGUUAGGAUAUUUGCUCCUAAAUCUACUAAUUUUGUAAUACAAGCCAUAACAGGUAAAGGUGUUAACUUAGCCCCAGGCAUGGAAAUAGUUCGAACUGUAAAACAUUUGUACAGAUCCCAAACAUCACUAUCUCACGUAUCAUUCCGUAUUCAAAUUAAUGGGUUCAUUAUUAACUACCAAGUAAUAAUUACUAUUCCACAAGCUAUUGUUGACGUUUGCACGACAAAACUAGAGUUGGGUACCAUUGAUGUAGGAAAAACAUCAAAACAAACUAUUACGUUAACCAACACAGGUCAUCAGCAAGGUACUUUUUGUGUGGACGCUUUAAUGAAAAGCGAUAUAUACAUUAAUGUCACCCCCAAAAAAGGCUUUAUUGAGGCAAUGAAAAACGUACGUUUAGAUGUUGAAAUCACUGGAAACAAAGCAGGAUAUUACAGAAGAGAAUUCUGGAUAAAAACAGAACCCAAACCGUUGAGAAUACGUUUUACUGUAGAAAUUAUUAUACCAGAAUUAUUGCCCGUACAUCCCAUCACCAACUAUGAGAUAACUAUUAUAGAAUUUCCCAAAUGUUAUAUCGGGAGCAGUUAUUUAAAAACACUGGUGAUAAAAAACCAAAGUUCCUUGCCUUCAAUGUUUUGUGGCUUGGCUGAGUUAGAACAUGAUUUAAUGGAUAUUCAAGAUGCCUAUAAGAUUGAUCAAAACUACAAGUUUUUUAGUAUUAUGUCUCAAAGUGGUAGACUUCCACCAAAUGGUUCAAGCAUCAUUCAAAUAAAAUUUACACCUUUGAAAACUAAGACAGUGAUCGAGGUAUCUGAACCAUCUAAAUAUCUUCCUAUAUAUCUUACUAAAACAUUCUCCAUAGCUCUCUUUUACCAAGAAACUGAACACCCCGUGGUAAAGGAAUUUUUGAUGGAUGAACAAUUGGAAACUCAGAUGUCCGAUGUCAAAUCGGAUGAACCAGUUGCAAAAAAAUUUAUUAGAGUUUGUUUGUAUGGCGAAAUUGAGGUCGCCAAAAUGAAAAUAAGACCUGAAUCAAUAAACUUAAGAGGGAACAUUGGAGAAACGUACAACCAUGAGUUGCAUUUGAAAAACGAGUCUUUAUAUCUUCCAAUAUAUUACUCCUAUGAAAAAGCUCCCUACAUGGAAGCAUAUCCAAAAAGUGGGCGAAUAAAAGCAGGUGAAGCUAUUGAAAUUACUCUGAAAAUGCGGCCCUAUGAAAUCGGCGUACAUAAUAUUAAAGUUGUCUUUAAGCUAAUGUACCCCAACGAAUUAAAUCCAAAAAAUAUGGAUACAGUAGGAGAAUCAUCGUUGGAAGUAAACAUGACGGGAAUAUAUGUACAUAAAGAAACAGUUAACAAGUACGUAACAGGUAUUACGCCUUUUGUAGCCAACGAGGUGGGGUAUAUAAAUAAAAAUAUAACUUUUGCUACAAAAAACGAAUGUCCACCACUGUCGACAGUGACAAAAAGUAUUCCCAAGGGGGCUGAUGAGUCCGAUUUAGUGGCCCUUCCAAAUGAUACGCAGCAAAGUGUCAAACCUUGGAGGAAUACAACAAGAUGCGCUACGUUGUUCUCAAAUUUACCCAGACAUAUUACUCCUGACGAUCAGUACAACUUAACAGAACACGAAAAAGAUUUAAGGGAUAAAAACAACACUUAUUACGUUGAUUUUAUACGAUCUUGCAGAAGAAUAAUGGCUCCUAAGGUGGAAUUCGUGGAUUAUGACCUGACAAAUAAGAAGCAUCUGCUGUUGAAACACAUGAAGUGCUUACAGCAGUGCUCUGAGCGGCCUCUGGUGAAAAAAAUGUCGGCGUUUAUACCACUUACAUCGGAAAAAUUGAAUAAUAUCAAGAUUAUUCCGCAAGUCAUUGAACUUGGAAAGAUUCCUGCACUAUCGUCUACAAGUGAUAUUUUUCGGAUAGAAAACAAGAACGAUUUCGAUAUAUUUUUACUGAUAAAACCCUGCAAAGCUUGCAUUACAGUAACAGAAAAUUACUUGAUAAUCAAGGCAAAUUCAAAUCAAAUUAUUAGAUUUAGAUUAACUGGAAACGAUAUUGGUCACUUCACAGGAACUAUAGCUAUACUAGUAAACUCUUGUCAUAUCUUUGAGUUUCUCAUAACUGCACAAAUUAUUUCUCCUGGUUUAUCAUGCGACGAACAUGAUAUAACUAUGUCCCCCGAAAAAAAUAUAUAUUUUAUUAAAGUAAAAAAUCCCGUGGACGUUUUUGUUGAGUUUAACUGGAACCUAUCCGAAACAACUACGUUUAAUAUCUACCCAAAACAAGGCAUGUUUCCGCCCAAGAGAGAUAUGUUAUUCGUCCUGAGAUACAAGCCUAAAGUCGAGCAGGGAAACAACGUCGAAGUAAUCUUGGUGGCUCAAAACGAGGAGAAAAAUAUUUUUGUAAAACAUCAGGAAAAAAAAGUUGAAUACCAGUUCAGCAAAAAUCACGUCGAUUUUGGUAAAAUGCCUUUAAACGUCCUAAUUGUUAAAGAACUCUUCCUGAAAAAUAACAACGAUAACUCUAUGUCGUUUGUUGUUGAAAACCCAAAACAAAUCCACGGCGUCCAAAUCAAACCUUCGAAGGGCAUUAUAAAAGCAAACUCCAUGAGAUUGUUUCACAUAAAUGCCAAGUUCAGGGAGGUAUUCGAUUUCGUGACAAACUUCAAUUUUAUUUUCGAUCAAGGCGUUACACAUUCAGUUAAAGUAACCGGUAGCGUGAUAUAUCCCAACAUUAAAAUAAACCCUGAUAAAAUACACAUUCCAAAAAUCGUCCCGGAAGCUAUGAUACGAUAUGAAUUUAGCCUCAAGAAUAAGUCCGUCACUAACGCUACAGUAAAGUUUCUUAUGGAUGCUAUCAGCGAGUUUAACGUAAAGGAUAGCAUAGGGAAUAAAAUAAAAUUGGUUAGUUUGAUGCCUGGUGAAACCACCUAUUUGUUUUUGGAGUUUGCUCCCAAAGAAGCAGUGGCAUAUGGAGUUUACUUACCUCUACUAAUAAAUUACAUUUUCGGACCAUCAGAGAGUGGUGUGAGGGAAACCUUUCUUCCAAAAACCUUCCUCUGCCAUAGAGAACAUAUAGAAGGUAUAACCCCUGCUAAAAUACCAUCAAAACUACCCACCUUAAAUAUAUCUUGUGCGGCAGGAAGCCAUUUGGUGACAUUCUCGAGCUUAAAAUUUGAAUUUUCACAAAACGUCGACUGUAGUCCGCAAGAGUUCAUAAUAAAAAAUGUUUCAGACCAAAAGAUUCGUUUGAUUAUAAACCAGGAGUCUUUGGAUGAGCCUUUUAGUAUGUUGUACGUUAAUGGGCCUAUACCUAGGGAUUAUGAUAAUACACAGCUACUAAGGUUACGACCUGGGGAAGAAGCUAUAUAUUCAAUAGCCUUUAAAACAGAUGCUUAUGGCGUGUAUACUAUAGAACUACCCAUAUAUAUUAAGGAAUACUAUAAUAAUUGUGUUUUUAACUAUCUACAGUUAUAUGGAGAAUAUUUACAGCCAACUAUAACACCAUCAAAUCCAAUAAUUUACUUUGAUGUUAUAAUACCGAAAAUAAUUACGGAAGAAAAUGUUAGUUUAAAACUAAACAUGCAUUUGGCUUGGUGUGAAAUGGAUGUACAAUGUAACAUACCGGAAAUAACAGUUAAUAUUUGCGAUGAGGAUGAAAAUGAUCCACAGGAAAAAAACGUAACCAUUUCAUUUCACCCCAAUACCGUCCUUGUAAUAAACGAUUCCAUAACUUUUUCUUGUACGUGUGGCAGCGAAUGUAAACUUGUUAUAAGGGCUGUAUCGGCCAUUAGCGUAAUGACAGCAUACAAAAAUUACUUUAGAUUUACUGAAAACAACUCAAACAUAAACCUAGACUCGGCGUCUGAAGAUUUUGUCACCUUAACCUCGCAAUACCUUGGUGGUAAUGCCGACAACUUCCCGAACUUUCCUAUGUUGGAUACGAAAGAUAACAUAGGUUUAAAGGUAAUACAAACUUUGACUAUAGUCGAAAGCUGGUUGUACACUCAAGGAUUCUUCUGCAAGGAGUAUUUCAAGCUGCCUUACAACAUCUCCAUAUACAGCCCUUUUAGCGAGGAGGAUGAAGACAAAAAGAAGAAAAAGAAAAAAGACAACGUGCAAAAGAAAUUAUUACCUGUCCAAAAACUAUUGGUGAAUUUAACCGAUCAAAGUAUUUUGAAAUACGUUAGUUCGGAUGUUGAAGUUAAUGAGUCAGACCCAGAUAGUGAGGCAACGGCAUGUUAUAGCACGUACAAAAACCUGAUAAAAUUCCUGUUAUCAAACGCUAUGAUGACAACGCAUAUUCACCCUGAAUUGUUGUUGUCUUACCAACAAUAUGUUUUCUUCAAAGAAAAUAUUAACGACCCAGAUGCAGAUGAAGGAGAGGUUUUGGUGGAAGAAAAUUUUUACUCUUUGAGCACGCAAGCAUGGUUUGACUUGAUAAUGCAGAUAUUCAAAAUGUUUGCCCUAUCUAAAGUGAAGAGGAAAAUCGUUCAGAACGAGAUCAAUUUUUACCUGGAUGAACAGUAUUUUGAAUAUUACAAUAAACACAUACUCACCCUGGUAGAGUGUAAUAAUGAUGAAAAGGCUUUACUGUUGUGGAUGGAGUUUAUUUUUAAUACAAAUUGUGGAAAAUUGAGCCAAAAGUUAAAACAAAGAACAAUAAGAAAUUUCAUACACGAUUUAAAGGAUGGGAUUGUUUUAGCUGUCAUACUUAUGACGUAUUGUCCUUACAUGAAAUAUACCUUGGUGAAUAUCAUAAUAGAAGGUAAUAGCGAAGAAACUCGCAUAAACAAUGCUUGUGUCGUCGUACAAGUAUUUGAAGCUCUUAAACUGUCUAUUGACGUAGAUCCUCUAGCUAUUGUAUACCCUAAUCCUUGUGAGAUGGUCAUAAUAGCAUCAUAUUUGUACGAUGUUUUGCCAUAUUUCCACCCCAAUGAACAAAUAGAGAUAGAAGGUGUAGUGGGAGGUACUGGCUCUAAAGAAUUACUAAUACAAAACCCCGGUGAUGUUCCAAUAUGCUACAGAGGCAUUUUUAUACCAGAAUCAACUUUAUUUGAAGUUCAACCAGCGGAGUUGGUAAUACCUCCAAAAAAAACAAAAUCUAUAAACAUAAUUUUUAAAUCAACCAACGUUCUUAAAACAAAGUUAACUUUGAUUUUAUCCGGGGAAACCCCGAAAUAUAAGUACGCCAAAAGUAUGACUUACACUGUAAUAGGUAUUCCGACGUUUAAUACAGACAAAAUCAUUAAAAUUAAAGUCCCGAUCUAUACUCCAGUACACAAAAAGAUUUCUAUAACAUCACCAUACAAAGACUAUAUUUGUAAAUUAUUCGCCUGCCCUAAUAUGCCGCCUGAAAGUCUGGACGAUUUCGUCACGUGGAAAGAUUGGGACGCCCUUAAAAUACCAAGACAAGUUUCUAGCGAACACAGCGAGGUCAAAUUCAACUCGGAGGGCCAAUGUAAAAUAAUGUUGGACUUAUGUUUUAUUAUUCCUGGCAAACACGAUUUCUUCAUCUUCUUUUUACACGAAAUGGGCGAUUUUUGUUACAACAUAAAAAUUAAUGUUGUGAGUAAAUCUAUGAGUGAUCAGAUCCAUGUGGACAUGCCCAAUAGUUUUUUCAACAGCGAUUGUGUCUGUAAGGAUGGGAAUAUUAGGGAAAACUGUGCUAAAACUUUAAUGGUUAACAUACCUUAUAAAAAUAAGUUGCUUUGGAAUGGACUGAUGAUGUUAAUAAGAACUUCCAGGCCACAGGACGAAAGCUUUUGGAAAAAAUAUUUAGGUACUUGUAAACGAGGUGUGUUCAGAAAACAUCGGGAAUUUUCGUUUUUUGAAACAAAUAUUUAUUUAUUCGUCUACAUUAAUGUUGUCGCCUUCAAAAUAGUCCCCAUUGGAUAUUAUACACAUGUGCCAGCUCUUCUUCCAAUUCUCGAAACACUAGGAAUAGGAAAAAAUCAGACAGAGAUAUAUCUGGCGAAUAUGGAGGCUGGGGCAUCAUUACAGUAUUGUUUUUGGCCAAAAAUUUUGUUCAAAAUUUAA
Brassicogethes aeneus is the source of this 6252-nucleotide messenger RNA. The record is from the annotation of a GenBank genome assembly. Lineage: Eukaryota; Metazoa; Arthropoda; Insecta; Coleoptera; Nitidulidae.